AUGAGCUCCUCUCUACCCAAAAGCGAGUCGACCACCUCUCUGCUGCGAUCAUCGGGGCUCAACCGCAGGUCCGCGCACUCGGAUCAUGGUCCACACGGUCACCGCAGCCACCGCAGUCACCAUCAUCACACCGGAGCUGGAGGCAGCGAGGAUGCAGGCUGGACAGAGGAGUGCGAGACCAGUGCGCGAAGACCGCUCUGCCAACCGAGACACUCCGACUCACGACAUUUAGGUGAUCAGCGGAUACAGAAAAGCCAGUCUCACCGGCAGGCAAGCCACCUGGAUGACGGUUACCACCAGGAGGAUGUGAGGCACGGGACUAGUCGGCCUCCAAAAGAGCGCAGCAAGUCCUCCAGGUCCAAGCACUCGCAGCAUCAUCAUCACCACGACUCUUCUCGAGGUGAGCUGCCUCCAGCGCAUCACCAGGGCGGCUCCCGGCAGGACAGGAAGAACUCUCCAACUCCAUCUUAUACGAAACAAGAGGACGAUGCAGCUUUCUUCUUCGAGCCCCAGGAGAGAGUCACCACCGGGUCAUCCUCCAGUCUCAACUCUGACACACCUGCAACAAGCGCACCUGUCCAGCCCGCAUCCAGCCGCAAAUCCAAAAGACAGAGCGCGACCCCGUCCGCGAACGACUCUACUCUUCACCCCAUAGUGAAGUCAGUGUUUGGGCAGGACCGAGAGUUGAGGCCAGAAGAAAUGGAUGAGUUGCGUGAGGCAUUCAGGGAGUUUGACAAAGACAAAGACGGGUUUAUCGGCUGCAAAGACCUCGGAAACUGUAUGAGAACUAUGGGCUACAUGCCAACAGAGAUGGAGUUAAUAGAACUGAGCCAGCAGAUCAACAUGAAUUUGGGAGGGCAUGUUGACUUUGAGGACUUUGUUGAACUCAUGGGGCCCAAACUUCUGGCUGAAACUGCAGACAUGAUUGGUGUAAAGGAGCUGAGGGAUGCGUUCAAGGAGUUUGACACAAAUGGCGAUGGCCAGAUAAGCACAGCAGAACUUAGAGAAGCAAUGAAAAAACUUUUAGGACAACAGGUUGGCCACAGAGAUCUAGAGGACAUCCUGCGAGACAUCGACCUCAAUGGAGACGGACACGUAGACUUUGAAGAAUUUGUGCGGAUGAUGUCCCGAUGA
Molecule: messenger RNA, 1134 nt
Organism: Scomber scombrus (Atlantic mackerel)
Lineage: Eukaryota; Metazoa; Chordata; Actinopteri; Scombriformes; Scombridae
Gene: cabp1b
Product: calcium binding protein 1b
Exons: 7
Coding region: 1-1134 (377 amino acids)
Molecular function (GO): calcium ion binding
Source: RefSeq, a predicted model, not a curated record